Schistocerca serialis cubense is the source of this 1398-nucleotide messenger RNA. RefSeq lists its product as uncharacterized. Gene Ontology annotation, cellular component: beta-catenin destruction complex; cytoplasmic microtubule; catenin complex. Gene Ontology annotation, biological process: cell migration; Wnt signaling pathway; nervous system development. The record is from RefSeq and is a predicted model, not a curated record. The transcript is spliced from 4 exons. The coding region runs from base 1 to 558 and encodes 185 amino acids. Gene Ontology annotation, molecular function: gamma-catenin binding; beta-catenin binding; microtubule binding. Lineage: Eukaryota; Metazoa; Arthropoda; Insecta; Orthoptera; Acrididae.
AUGAUGAAGACAUUGCUGCUCAAGCUGGGAAGCCUAGCUGAGAUGGAUAAACCCAAUGAUGAUGCUGACAAGGAAACCGUGUGGCACUUGCAACAAAUCCCUCUCACUUUGUGCGGCGUGAGGAGGCUGCUUGCCCCCCAGAUGCUGAAGCCCACAGUGGAAGUGCAGGCAGAGGCUACACCUGCCAGCUUCGUGUCCCCCGAGAAGCCCGUCGCAUACUGCGAGGAGGGCACACCCUGUUUCUCCCGCGUGAGCUCGCUCAGCUCCCUGGCCAGCCACCCCGCGGCACCGGACGACCACAGGCACCUGGUGGGCACCGCGGCGUCUGCCCAGGCCGCAGUGCCGACCGGACGAGCUCUACACCCGCAGGAAACGGUUGUGGAGGAGGCCAAGGAGCAGAGGGAUGGUGCAUGUGCUAACAAAGUCGUCACCUUUGCUGGAGCAGAGGAGACACCACUGAUGUUUUCUCGAUGCAGUUCUCUCGGGUCACUGAGCAGCUUCGAGCAGCAUUCGAUACACGAUGACCGCAGCUCUGUCAUAAGUGAUUUCAGACAUUAAAAUCAACAUGUCAACAAUUCAACAGUCCCAGGACCCACUCGGAGAUUCCGAAAAAUAGUUUUAAUUGCCAAGACACAAAAGACUGAGGACUAUCCGGAACCAGAAAGUGUGCUUAUGAUGAAAGGAACAGGUGAAACUAGAAAGGAAUGUUGUAGUAAGCAUGUUUGCUUUAAUUUUAUCAGAAUGUUUGACUGUCUUGCAAUUAUGAUUGUGCUCAGUACUUGCAGACCAGAAGUAAGCAGGACUUGAUUCCUUCUUGAAAAGUGUUUCUGCUAUCUCCUCCUUUAGUAAAAUGCUCAAACAGAAGGAUGUGCAUCAAACUGAAUGACAAUAAGUAUAAACUUUUUCGUAACAGCAUUGAUAGCAUAGAAGAUCGUGAUCUUGCUAUGAAUGAAACAAUAUUUCUACAUCUGAAGAAGACAAAGGUUUGUCUAAAGACCGUGCCAAUAACAAAAGGAAGUGCAGCAGAAAAAAUUACUGGGCUCCUGUGAAGUUUCCACUGAAGAGUACCGAGAGCAUUAAGCUGUUUACUUCUGAGGACCACCAACUGAAUAUGAUUUUCUAUUGGAUGUAUAAAAAUGUAAAGAAGUCUUGCAGUGAAGAUUAUGGAGCAGUAGAACUAUGCAAAGGUGAAGUCUGUGUGGAAAGAAAAGAUAGGUCAAAUCAGGAAAAUGAGAGGAAAUAGAGAAGCUAUUCAAUUCACGAAAAACAAAAAUGUAAUUCGCUAGAAAAUAGGAGACAAAUCAUUUAAUGACCGGAAAUAAGUCAAGCCCACAGACUGCCACAAGGAACUCCAACUAUGAGAAAGAACGACUUGAUGACUCCAGCUUGUGAGAAAUA